AUGGCGGAGGCCGCCCGCACAGUGCGACAUUAUGUCAGUGAUUGUCUUCAGGAGCGUCACCCAUACGACGUGGAGAAGGGUUUUGCCGGCCGUCCCAACCGUGACAUUGGACUCGUUUACAAUGGAUUACAACCCCACACCGCUGGGGAUUGGAUUGCCAGUCUCAGUGACCCUGCGGUGGGCUCCCUGCAGCGUCGGCGUGCAGUCCGACUGUUGAUUGCUCACUCCGCCUCGCAGGAGGCGAAAAUCAAGCUGUUGAGGAUGAAUGUCGUUCCAGCUGUUGUGGCCGCGCUCAUCACUACGCCAUGUGCUGAGUUUGAAUGCCAGGUGUUCGCGCUGCUGCGCUCCCUGUGCAUAAUUUCACAGGGAUGCCACGUAGUCAUGGAAGAAGGUGGAUUAGAGGCUGCAAUUCGUUCUAUUCAAGACCGCAGAAAUUUAGCUGAGCGUGCGGAGGCUCGGGCGGCUGCAGCGCAGGUACUUUAUCAGAUUAGCUUCAAUGCUGCUGGUGUGCGAUGGUUAUUGGGGGCGGAGGUGCCUCCAGGUUUCGAGCUGAUGGACCCGAUUCCGAGUUCUUCUAAAUGUGUUUUUGGGAAGAAAGAUGUGAUAGCAGCCCUUGUGUUUAUUCUGGAAAACGAUUCCGCAACCAAUCGCAAGAUGUUUCUGCAUGCGGUGACAUGCUUGGGGCAGCUGACCACACAAACAGAAGGUAUUUUCGCAGCGAUGGAAGGAAGGGCGGUUCAUGCUGUCUCGUCGCUUUUGCACGGAUACGUGGAAAAUGGAUUUGAUUCGUCAGAUGACGAUGUUGUAUCUGCUCUUUUGGUGGUCGUAACCAAUGUCUCACUUGAGCAAACUGGUGUUGAACUUGUAGAUGAGCUUAACACUCCAACUGAUGUAUGCACUCUUGUAGGUAAAUACUACUCAGAUCCACAACCAGCCAGUUACCCACUGCUUCGUUCACUCACUAGUGCGUUGUCAGCAGUGUACAAGUUGCUUUCCAUGAAGAUGAAUAGCAUGACGGUCCUGACUAAUGGUUUCUCACGGAUUUUGGUGAUUUACAAGUUCCUUCACAAAAUCAAUGACGUGGUCACAGCAGCGAAGCACGCCGGGCGGGAGCCACAUCCCGACGUAAUUGCGAUAUCAAAGAAUCUUGUUUUGAGCACUCACUUUGCCAUGGAGGUGAAGGACGUGCGGACUUUUACGCACUCUUACUUGAGCAAGUUAGAUAAAAAGGAGGCCUUUUACUUUAGACGGCAGCUAUUUUAUUCUACGCAAUGGGAGGGGGAGUUUGACGCUGCAGUGUAA
Molecule: messenger RNA, 1302 nt
Organism: Trypanosoma brucei brucei TREU927
Lineage: Eukaryota; Euglenozoa; Kinetoplastea; Trypanosomatida; Trypanosomatidae
Exons: 1
Coding region: 1-1302 (433 amino acids)
Source: RefSeq, a predicted model, not a curated record